AUGGUAUUGAAUCGAACUCUUCGUUUGGCUGAUCGUACAAAACUUCAACCGUGGUUCAAAUAUUUGAAGCUGUUCCUUACAGCUUUUUACAAAUUACCGGGAAGCGAACACACACUUGUUUGGCGUGGUGUACGGGAGGAUCUUAGUACCCUUUAUCCAAAGGGUAAAGAAUUCGCAUGGUGGGCAUUCAGUUCUUGCACUGCUUCAAUGAGUGCCCUUGAAUCACCAAAUUAUUUGGGAAAAUCAGGUGCAAGAACAAUGUUCUCCAUUCAAACUAACAGCGGAAAAGACAUCCGUGCACAUUCAUAUUUUGAAAAUGAAGAUGAAAUUCUUCUUCCUCCAGGUAUUUAUCUUAAAGUGAUUGAUUGCUUGAAUCCAGCUGAAGGUUUACACAUUAUUCACCUUCGUGAAAUUCCGCCACCAUAUCAAAUGGUUGCUGAACCUUUUGAUCUUACUCAGCUAAAGGAAACUUUACCACAAUCAAAACCAACCCUAAACAAAAAGCAAGAGAACUAUCUAUCAUCCGAUGUUACACCAAAACCAUCUGUACAAGCAAUCUCGAAAAAUAAAGUGCCACUAUUCAUUACACCAAAAUACAACUCACCAUAUUCUAACAAGAAACUAGAUUGUAAAGGUCGUGCUUGCAAAAAAUGUGGCUACUGUCGUGAUUGGUACUGGAGUCCUAAGGCGAAUGGUCGAAAGGAUUAUACGAAGCGUGCUGAUGCCACUUGCAUUGGUCAUGAUCCUCGUUAUGAUGAUAUUUAUCGUAUUGGUGAUUCUCGUUAUAUUCAUGAUGAUCCUGGUAUUGGUAUUAUUGGUGGUCUUAGUUGUCUGUGUGAGUGUGAGGACAACCGUCAAUAG
Messenger RNA from Rotaria sp. Silwood1, 861 nucleotides. The record is from the annotation of a GenBank genome assembly. Lineage: Eukaryota; Metazoa; Rotifera; Eurotatoria; Philodinida; Philodinidae.